Messenger RNA from Trichoderma citrinoviride, 1992 nucleotides. RefSeq lists its product as hypothetical. The coding region runs from base 1 to 1992 and encodes 663 amino acids. The transcript is spliced from 2 exons. NCBI's taxonomy places the organism in Eukaryota, Fungi, Ascomycota, Sordariomycetes, Hypocreales, Hypocreaceae. The record is from RefSeq and is a predicted model, not a curated record.
AUGAAUCAACUGUCGUCCAGCUCGUCCAUCCUUAGCGAUGAGCCAUCAACCGCGCCGUCAACGCCAGCUGACCCAGAUGCUAGACAACCCAACGGCCACAAACCAUUUGACGACAACGAGGCAGAAAGCGAGCUUAGUGAGCCGGACAGCACCGUUCGUUCGCCAUCAGGGGUGGGUGUCACCGAUCCGGAGCGGUCCAUCGUCGCUGAUGCCAUGGCUAACGGUCGUCGAAAGUCGUCGCCUCUCCGUGCCACGUCUGAAAAUGAGGACGAGACCAUGACAGACUCCCCAACUGAGCCCGCGGGCUACUAUCCCAAGCGCAAGCGCAACUCCGUCUUCACCGACCUCAGCGAGAGCAAGAUGGAGGUCCACACCGACCCAUCCAAGGCUUCUCUUCCUGCACAGGGCCUCAAGCCCAAGUCGUCGCGGCAGAGCAUGGGACCCGUCCGGGGUGUCUUGCUGGGCCACUGGAGAGACUCAUCCAUCCCCAAUCCGGAGCACCGCCACGCCGUGAUUGGCUUCAUCGACGCUCGCGAUCGGUUGCGCACUCGCAUUCAGCCUUACACCCUCGCCAACGAACCGAUCAGCAACGAGUACCCCAUGCCUCCGGGACCCGGCGGCAGCUGGGUUACUUUUGAACGCGUCGUCUUUUCCAAGCACCUGGUUGGCCUCGAUCACUUUCAGGUCAAGGAGUACGUGAGGCUGCGCACUGACAGCCAAGAGGAGACGGAAGAGGAGCGCAAGGCGGCCGAGGUAGCGGCAGUCAAGGAGGCCAUUCGCAGGGUCAAAGAGAACCCGGCGUUUGAUAACCCGACUACCCAGCCCCCUAUAGCCCACGGGCCCGAGUUGCCCGAGUCGGCCUACACCCCUGGUCGCCCCGAUGCCAAGCGGAGACGCGUGAGCGGUGGGUUUGCGGCCGUCAACCCGGGCGGUAGCAACAGCCCUCCGGAGCGUUCGCCCUUGCUGCCGUCCCAGCCUGCCCUGCAACCCCGUCCGCCCCAUGUUCCCAAGCUGCACGGCCCUCUGCCGGGGACCCGACCCACGCGCAUCCUGCUGGGCUACUGGAGGGGCUCCAGCGAAGAAGAUGCCAGGGACCGCCAUGCUGUGUAUGGCAUCUUGGGGCAAAAUGACAUGUUCAGGGUCAAAGUAGUCCGUGAGACCCGUGAUGGCCGCUUCGUCGAUGGCAACUUCCCCUCGGGCGCGGGCGCGUUGUGGAUUCAGUAUGAAGAAGUCGAGUUUGAGCCGCACCUCAAGCCCCUGCAGAGAGCCGAGAUCAAGGAGUACUGCAGAGUCCGCCAGUACCAGCUGGAUCAGGGCGAACUGCCAGAGGACCGCGUAGGCAACGAGAUCAGGGCCGUGCAAGAGGCGCAAGCCCGCGCAGGCUCCGGCUAUCGACACGUCCACCAGCCCAUUGCGCCAUACCACCCCAUCGCUGCUGACGACGCAGACUUGGCGAGUCGGUCGGACGUCGGCGGAGUGCAGCCCGAAGUCCGGCAGUCUCGCCGCGGGGAGUCUCGAGCCACGCCUCGACAGUCCUUCAAUGAAAACGACGUGCGCCAGCCGCGAUCCUAUGCCGAACAGGAGCCGCCGCGUCCCGACUCUCGCGCAACGAACCGCAGCCAGAACACGGACGGAAUGGAGCGGGCCAACGCGCUUGCCCGCAGGGAGAUUGCGCGUGUCGAGGCCGCGCAGGGCCGUGCCGACCGCCAUGCCAUGCACCGCGAGCGAGCCGCUGCCCUCGUUGCCGACGCUGCGGCCGCGGCUGCGGCGGCUUCGGAGGACAUGCAGCGCCUGAACAAGGUCUGGGCGCGCCAGGAGACGCUUCGUCUCAAGGCCGGUGCCGAGGACGCCAAGGUGUACGACGGCGUCAAGUACGAGCGCAAGACCAACGGGCCGUUUAUGGGCAAGCUCGUCUCGCAGGGGACCAUUAUCAACAUUGACGGCGAGGAUUACGUUGAGUACCGCGUCCUCACCAAGCCGUCUUUUUUCUAA